Molecule: messenger RNA, 5140 nt
Organism: Scophthalmus maximus (turbot)
Lineage: Eukaryota; Metazoa; Chordata; Actinopteri; Pleuronectiformes; Scophthalmidae
Gene: ect2
Product: epithelial cell transforming 2
Exons: 27
Coding region: 402-3722 (1106 amino acids)
Biological process (GO): nervous system development; activation of GTPase activity; mitotic cytokinesis
Cellular component (GO): cell cortex; nucleus
Molecular function (GO): guanyl-nucleotide exchange factor activity; GTPase activator activity
Source: RefSeq, a predicted model, not a curated record
UUCCUUGCUUUUUGAAUUGAGCUCCAACAGCAGGCUGACACCUUCUCGGGGCUAUUUAGAAGUUGUUUGCGUUCUAGUAAAGCAGCCACAUAUCGAUAAUUUGGACUGUUUGGGGCAACAUGCAUUGAUGCAAUACUUGAAAUUCAACGGAGACAUGUUACAUAUUCUCUAAGGAGUGUUUUGGACCGAAAAGGAAUUACCAAGUUUUGUUCACAGUGUUGUGGACUAGCCCGGUAGCUAGCUAAGGUAGCUAGAGAGCUGAUUCAAGUUAACUGGUUCAGCAGCCGGUUUAGCUCCAACGGCUCCCGUUUCUGAUACCCCUUUUUCCAGUUUUUAUUCUUUUAAGUACUGGCCAACAAAUCGUCCGCUUGGACAGUUUGGUGCCUCCUCAGGUUCCUGCUAUGGCUGACAGCAGCAUAUUGACUUUAGGGACAGCUCGGAGCCUGUUGGUGGAUUCUUCAGUCUAUGAUUCUAGGAUCGCCGAAAACACCAAGGACCAUGUAUUUCUUGGCAUGGCGUCUGAAGAUGGGGAAGAUAUGCUGCCAAAAGUGGAGACAAGGGUUGUUCUGGUGGGAGACGCAAGCCGAAAUGGAGCACUCGUCAAAGCACUGCAGGCUGUCAGAGUAAUGGAGGUACCAGUGGUAAAGAUAAGAGAAGGCGAGGCGGGUGCUGAGGAGAAAAUGAUGAUAAAAUCUAUAGUCAAUAUGGACAUCAACAUUCCAUGCAUAAUGACAGACCACGUCCAGGAGUUUGGAGAUGAGGGCACUGAAUUUGAGACGGUGUUUGUCCUCACAGACUUUGAUUCUCCUGACUACAGCUACCUCUAUAAACGCGACAACCGCAUUGUUGGGCCUCCUGUUGUGCUGCACUGUGCUGCGAAGGAAGAACCUCUGCAGUUUUCAUGUCGUCCUCUCUACUCCACCACCAUGCUUAACCUGUCGCUGUGUUUCACCGGCUUCAGGAACAAAGAAGAAAUGAAGAACUUGGUGAAUCUGGUUCAUCACAUGGGAGGAACCAUCCGCAAAGACUUCAGCACCAAGGUCACUCAUCUCAUCGCCUACUCCACUCAUGGGGAGAAAUACAGGCUGGCAGUGUGUCUGGGGACGCCCAUCCUCACUCCAUCAUGGAUUCAUAAGGCCUGGGAGAAAAGAGAUGACGUGUACUUCCAUGCAGGUGAAGAGGAGUUUCGAACAGAGUUCAAAGUGCCUCCCUUCCAGGACUGCAUCCUGAGUUUUUUGGGUUUCUCAGAGGAAGAGAAGGCCAACAUGGAGGAGCGGACUCUAAAACACGGGGGCCGUUAUCUUGAGGUUGGAGGUGAGCGCUGUACACACAUGGUGGUGGAGGAGAACUCGGUAAAGGAGCUGCCAUUUUGUCCCUCCAAGAAACUCUUCGUGGUUAAACAGGAGUGGUUCUGGGGAAGCAUUCAGAUGGACGCUCGGGCUGGGGAGUCCAUGUACCUCUACGAGAAGAACGACAGUCCAGCCAUGAAGAAGGCAGUUUCCCUCAUGUCCCUCACAACACCAAACAGUAACCGUAAGCGUCGGCGUCUCAAGGACACGCUGGCGCAGCUCACCAAGGAGACAGAGAUCUCCCCCUUCCCUCCACCACGGAAGAGGCCGUCAGCAGAGCACUCCCUGUCCAUGGGUUCUCUGCUGGACAUCUCUAACACCCCUGAGACAUGCAAGGCCUUGACAGGUAGGAUGAUGAGAAGGAAAAGCAAGAGGAGGAGGGUUAGGAUAGACAGGGAAGAGUGGAGGUCCUUCCGGAGUACAGAUACCCUUCAACAUCCACAGGAGCAGCAGCAGCAAAGAACUUCUGCAGAGAGUACGAAGCCAUCUAGGAGUUCAACUCCAGCUGUGCCCAAGCAGUCUGCCAGGUGGCAAGUCUCCAAGGAGCUCUACCAGACUGAGAGCAACUAUGUAGACAUUUUAAGCACCAUCCUACAGCUGUUCAAAGAUCCACUGGAAAAAGAGGGGCAGGUAGGCGGACCAAUCCUUGCCCAAGAAGAAAUUAAGACGAUAUUUGGCAGUAUCCCAGAAAUUUAUGAGGUCCACACCAGAAUAAAGCAUGACCUUGAGGAACUCCUGACAGACUGGUUAGAUGACAGGAGUGUAGGAGACAUCAUUCUCAAAUAUUCUAAAGAGCUGGUGAAGGCCUACCCACCAUUCGUCAACUUCUUUGAAAUGAGCAAGGAGACUGUUGUUCGGUGUGAGAAACAAAAGCCACGCUUUCAUGCUUUUCUCAAGAUCAACCAAGCCAAGCCAGAGUGUGGCAGGCAAACACUGGUGGAGUUGCUCAUCAGACCUGUACAGAGACUGCCUAGUGUGGCCCUUCUUCUUAACGACAUAAAGAAACAUACAUCAGAUGACAACCCUGACAAAAUAAAACUGGAGAAGGCAAUUGAUUCUCUGAAAGAAGUCAUGACUCACAUCAAUGAGGACAAGAGGAAGACUGAAGGCCAGAAGCAAAUCUUUGAUGUUGUUUAUGAAGUAGAUGGCUGUCCUGCUAACUUGCUGUCAUCCCAUCGUAGUCUGGUUUACCGCGUAGAAACCAUCGCCCUUGGAGAUCAGCCAUGUGACCGCGGCGAAAGUGUCUCUCUCUUCCUCUUCAAUGACUGCCUUGAGAUUGCAAGGAAGCGACACAAGGUGAUCAAUACAUUCAAGAGUCCAUUGGGACAGACAAGACCACCGCCACCACUCAAACACAUUGCACUGAUGCCACUGUCCCAGAUCCGAAGAGUGCUGGACCUGCAGGACACAGAAGAGUGUGUGAAUGCAUUCGCCUUGGUGGUUCACCCUCCGACUGAACAGGAGAAUUUGUUGUUCAGCUUCCAACUGGUCGGAGAGGACACCGUUAAAAGCGCCUGGCUGCGAACACUCUGUCGCCAUGUUGCCAACACCAUCUGCAGGGCUGAUGCGGAGGACAUGAUUCAGUGCACAGACCCAGACUCACUACAGGUCAGCACCAAGGAUAUGGACAGCACCCUGAGCAAAGCUUCCAGAGCCAUUAAGAAGACCUCUAAAAAGGUGACGAGGGCGUUUUCAUUCACUAAGACCCCGAAGCGUGUGAUCCAGAGGGCAUUCAUGGCCAGCAGUACUCCAGAUGAGAAAACCCAGAGGCUGAGUUAUGAGACCCGCAUCGGCAGCAGCUCCACACUGGCUAUGUCUCGCUCUGCCUCUACAUUCAGUUUGAAUGACUCUACCAAGAGCAGUGCUGUGGUGCAGCGCUCAAACUCUCUCGAUCACCCUCUGGUCAGAGCCAGGGUCCCUGUCUGUGUCCGUAUCCCCUGCAGCCCAUCCCAAAAAAACCCUGCCCUUAGCCCUGGUCCCAGUAAAGCCACUGAGUUCAGCCAAAGUCCCUGCCCCAAAUAUUGUCCUAGUACCCAAGAAUCCAAGUUCAUCCUUCAUGCCCCAUUAUUGACCCAACCAGCACAACUUCAUUCAGGCCUCCCCACUUCCCGGCAGUCCACAACUUUAACCACCUCCACUUCCAUUCGAACCAUCCGAAACUCCACUCAGCUCAACCCUCAAAGCGCCCAGGCACAAUCAAGCCAGCAUGUGUCCAGACACCUCCAUUCUGUAGGGUUUCCACUAAGGUCCCUGGCUCCUCAGCCUGUUAAUGUCAAAGGUGGGACCCUGUCUGAGUCAUGCAGGGAUCCCCAAGUCCAAUUGGACCCACGCAAGGCUGUCCCGACCAGUCAUCGCAGGGAGACUCUGCUCUAAACCAUUGCUAAAAUCAAUCCUGGAGCCUGAUGCACACCAUUCCCCCUCCAUGGUCCAACUGCCUUCCAUGUUUGAGAGAAAGUACCACACAUUCAGUCGUUCAACCACCCACCUCUUCUGAGUUCCACUGAGGUCCAUCCAUCCCACCUUCUUUGCCUUGACUAACAGAAAGACGUGACCACACAGGCCUCCGUGUACAAAGUUACCGCUUCAUGUAGAGUAUCGCAAAGCAGUUUUUGUCCAUACUGAAGCUCUUCACGAACUUUCCAAUCUAGAAGAAUUUUCAUUUAGCCACAUUUGGAAAAAUUAGAUGCACUGAAGCUAGGGACAUCAGUCUCAUAUAUGGCAGUAUCAGAAUAGUCCAGCUGCUGCUCACAAAGUUUCCAGGCUGGAGCUUUCGCUGUGUAGGGUUGAAACAAUAAACCAGUUGUUCAUCAACCUGAAGCCUAUCAUAUGAUUUGGUGAAUCUUCCCAAACAAUUCCUGAAUGACGACUGUAUCACUAGGAGCGAACUGGAACAGUACCACACCAUGCGAGGGGCUAUAUGUGUUUGCUUGGCACUGGUGCUUGUGAGGUCUGCCUCACCCUUAGAAAUGAAGGACGUUCUGCUUGUUGUCUGCAUUUGAUAAUAGAUUAUCUUGACCUAAACAUUUUUUUAUAUAUAUAUAUAUAUUUCCUUUAACAGACAUUUGCCACAUUUUGUGUACACGUUGCCAUUGUAGUGUUAACACUUACUAUAGACCAAGUAUGCAACAUGAACCCUGUGGUUAAAAUGGGCACUUUCCCCUGGAUUCUUGUUUGAUUUCACUGUGCUUUGCUGAAUAAAUCAACGUUUUAUUCUAGAUGUUGAUCUAUUUCUCUGCACGUUACAACAACAAAGGUAACAGGUAAGGCAUGCAAACCUCUCCGUGUGCUUAAUGUACUAGUUAUACAUGACGUCUCCUAAUCUUUACUGUGUCAUUGCUCUUUUAAUUAUCGUACUUUGUGAGAAACCUUAACUUACAUUUCAUUUUCUUAUAUUGUAAGGUGGCUUGACCUAAUUUGACCAUAUAUAUUAUUAUUGUUGUAAUUAACACCUUAAUGUAAACCUAUUAUAGAUAUCUUCUAUUUUAACAUUUGAGAAACUCGGUCGAGAAGAAUAAAAGUGCUUAAGCUCUAAUUUCCUGUUCAGCCGUCCAUGUUUUAAAAUAUGUUUCUGUGUGUCUACAUAGUGUCCGUGUGUCUAAUGUUAAAGAAGGGAUGCUGCAUUGGUGUAUAUAUUUAUUCUUGAUUGAUACAUUUUAUACCUGUUUUCUUUUUUUCACUUGUUAUUUAUGUUUUUCUUGCCACUUUUACAUCCGUUGUUUCACUGCUCUUGUCACUGAGCAAGAAUUGUCUCUGGUUGUUUGAUCUCUGUAUUAAAUGCACUUAAACACGCA